This is a messenger RNA of Prunus armeniaca (apricot), 585 nucleotides long. The record is from the annotation of a GenBank genome assembly. Lineage: Eukaryota; Viridiplantae; Streptophyta; Magnoliopsida; Rosales; Rosaceae.
AUGGAGUUGUGGAAUAUGGUUGAAGACGGCUAUGAGGAACCUGAAAAUGAACUUGCACUCACUCAAGCACAAAGAAAUGCAUUGAAGGAAAAUCAAAAGAAUGAUAGUAAGGCCCUUUUCCACAUCUAUCAAACAAUUGAGAUGUCAGUGUAUGAGAGAAUUUCCAAAGCUGAAAAUGCAAAGGAAGCAUGGGAAAAAAUUCAGACGACCUAUCAAGGCAAACAAAGUGUGAAGAAGGUUCGACUCCAAAAUUUGAGGAGAGAAUUUGAGAAGUUGGAGAUGCAAGAAAGUGAAAGCAUUGAAAAGUAUUUCACAAAGGUUACAACAAUUGUUAACCUAAUGUCGUCAAAUGGAGAGAUUUUGGAAGAUGCAAGAAUUGUUGAAAAAGUCCUUCGUAGUUUACCACCGAAAUUUGAUUAUGUUGUGGCUACCAUUGAAGAGUUAAAUGAUAUUUCUGCUCUUUCCAUAGAAGAUUUGCAAGGAAAAUUGGAGGCCCAUGAAAUCAAAAUAAAUUUGAGGAAUCCUCCUCCCACACAAGCGGAACAAGCUCUAAAGACUCAAGUUACAACUACGGGAGGCAAUUGA